This is a messenger RNA of Verruconis gallopava, 1149 nucleotides long. RefSeq lists its product as uncharacterized. The transcript has a single exon. The record is from RefSeq and is a predicted model, not a curated record. The coding region runs from base 1 to 1149 and encodes 382 amino acids. Lineage: Eukaryota; Fungi; Ascomycota; Dothideomycetes; Venturiales; Sympoventuriaceae.
AUGAGCGGUAUAUGGAGGCUAUUGAAGCGCAAAGCAUCACGACGAAAACAGUCAGAAAAGACAUCAGGUCUGCUCGACGGCGCUAGCGAACCAUCUACGCCAACCACCAAUGGAUGCCAGCCGGAUCCAUAUUGGGAACCACUCACAAAAGACGAGAUCUUGGCAGAUCUUCGUGUCGAAUAUGAAGCCACUGAGGAAGAUGAAGUCGAGCCAGGGUCAGCAGCAGGAAAAGCGAUGCGGCAGAAAGAAGAAGUGAUUUCACCAGCGACGUAUUCAAAGUCCGAGAUUAUCUUAGCAGAACCCGUUAAUAGAAUCUGGCUUCCUCAUAGUGCCUCAACUCCCGUUGAUGACAGUCGAGAGAUCACUAACCUCGAAGCGGGAUCUGACUCUGUCAAAAGGUCGUACAUGUCCAUCAUUCCGAGCACUAUUCAGAUGCUUGAUGCAAGAACAACAUUGUUUGUAUGGGCCGCAAAUUUCCAUCCCGCGAUAGGCCGCCGUUUUUCCAGCGUUAUCGCAUCCGUUAAGUUCACGCCUGCCCCGCCGAACUCUAAAUUACAGGCGUCGUCAAAGGCAAGGCAAGCGCUGAGGUCCGCAAAUCCUAACAUCGUUGCGCAUGCUCCCCACAAGUCUUUUGGGGCGACAUCAUCCGAGCAGCGGAAUAUAUCCUGGGGCCUCGAACUGCCACUUAGCGUUCCAGUCGGACCAGUCUCUCUUGGCGUGACUCCAUCGGGUCAAUCGGAGACGCAGAAGCAAGUGCAGCACGCCUUUACGAUCACCGGUACGGCUCGAGGCACACCAACAAGAAACUGCUGCGUUUGGACAGUCGAGGAAAAUCGCUCUACUGAGCGGGGUAUUCCUUCGGAGCUCCAACUUGCUGCUCUAGUGCAAUAUGCAGGUCCGAUGAUUAUGGAGAUUGAUAUCACAGGUCGAACGGCUGGUGGCUUCCUCCCCAGUCACGACUUGAGACCCAAGACAACGGCUAUGGGCCGGAAGAAAAUUGUUGAUCCAAAAAAAUUCAAGGACAUGCUCUUUGAGUUCGACUUUGGGAAUGACGAUGCGAUUCAAGCGUGCAAAAAAAUGCUUGAGAAGUGGACUGGAAAGGUUGACGGCGCGGUACUAGAGUUUGACCAGCCUAUAGCAAGGGCUUGA